AUGGAUCAAGGAAACCGAUCAUGGGCCAAUGUUACUACCGCAUCUACUCGAUCAAACAUCAAGCUCAGGUAUGUCCCUCCAACUGCUGUAGAAGAUAGUAUUGUGGUAGAAAUGCCAGCAAGACUUGAUCCUUUGGAGAAAUGGGAUUCCUGCCUCGUUGGCUAUUUUAUUGAUAAAAGAGUUGGGUAUAAUUAUCUUCGGAACAGUGCGUUUGGGAUGUGGAAGGCUAAGGGCCUUAAGGAAGUUCUUACAAAUGGGGAUGGUUUCAUGUUCUUCAUUUUUGAUACCCCUGAGUGCUGUAGAGACGUUCUAGAGGGAGGCCCAUGGUAUAUUGGGGGUUACCUCCUCAUCUUGAAACAAUGGAAGAGAAUGAUGAAGCUUGCCAAGGAGAAAUCCACUAAAAUCCCAGUUUGGGUGAAAUUUUUUAAUGUCCCCCUGGAAUACUGGGACCCUGAUGGCUUAAGCAGGAUUGCUAGUGCAAUUGGCAACCCCCUCUUUAUGGAUCAGCUUACGGCCCGAGGUAGUAGAGUGGCUUUUGCUAGAAUCUGUGUGGAGAUAGAAGCUACAUCAAAGUUGCUCUCUUAUUUCCAAAUCAGGUGUGGUGAUGAUGCAGUCUUAAUUAAAGCUGAAUAUCAGGGACUGCCUUCUGUUUGUCAACACUGUCAGAUCUUUGGACAUAGUACUGAGAAGUGUGUUUCCAAACAAGUGGCCCAGUUGAUCUCCUUGCAGAAGGUAACCGACGAGAAUGUUAAUCCUCAGGAAGAAGGUUGGACAACUGUUCAAGCUAAGGGUAAAAGGAAGGUGGGGGAUCCUGAGUUAGAGACUAUACCUGAAGUGGUGGAGUCCCCUGAAAUCCCUUAA
Molecule: messenger RNA, 861 nt
Organism: Camellia sinensis
Lineage: Eukaryota; Viridiplantae; Streptophyta; Magnoliopsida; Ericales; Theaceae
Source: RefSeq, a predicted model, not a curated record